AAGGAAGAAGGCAUCACACUGAAGAGAUUCGAAAUAAAUAAAUAAAAACAUUUGGGGGUUUUCACUAAUCCUUCAAGGUGUGACCUGAGUGAGAUUCACAACACAAAAUCAACCUCAAGCCUCUCGAUUCAUCCCAUCAUCACCAUGUGGAGAAGAAUCGUCUCCUCUCAUCUCAAAACCCUAGCCGCCGAUGUUGUCGCUGCUUCUUCUCGUCGAUCGAUAGCCGCCACCGCUAGACCCGUCGGCUUCUAUCUCUCCGCCAAUCGAUCAGCCAUUUCUGCUUCUUCUUCUGUUUUCUCUCGACAUUUCAGCUCCGAAUCAGUAGAGAUUUCCGCGAAGAAGAAGGUGGAGGAUGUAAUGCCUAUUGCAACUGGUCAUGAGAAGGAAGAGCUUGAAGCUGAAAUGGAGGGAAGGAGGCUGCUUGAUAUUGACUUCCCUGAAGGUCCUUUUGGCACAAAGGAAGCUCCUGCUGUUGUGAAGUCCUACUAUGACAAGCGAAUUGUGGGAUGCCCUGGUGGUGAAGGCGAGGAUGAGCACGAUGUUGUGUGGUUCUGGCUGGAGAAAGGAAAGUCCUUUGAGUGCCCAGUUUGCACGCAGUACUUUGAGCUGGAAGUGGUUGGUCCUGGUGGACCUCCGGAUGGUCACGGUGAUGAAGAACAUGAGCACCACCACUAAUUCCGGCCUCUCCCUUGCCGCGAGUUUUUCUUCUUUUUCAUAGAAUUUUUUUUUUUUUUUAUGAUUGGAAUAAAAAAAAAAAAAAAAAAAAGGUAUCUGCCGUUUGGUGAAACACAAAGUUGAAAAUGUUUUUGAUCCUUUUUUUUUUUUUUGAGAACAACAAAAGACGGUAUCAGAGUUUCCCAAAGUGCCAAAACUCUUAUGACCGUCGUUUUAUUUUUGUAACACUUUUGUUGAAUCAGAAUCAUUCUUGCCUUUUAUUGCUUA
Molecule: messenger RNA, 942 nt
Organism: Capsella rubella
Lineage: Eukaryota; Viridiplantae; Streptophyta; Magnoliopsida; Brassicales; Brassicaceae
Product: cytochrome c oxidase subunit 5b-1, mitochondrial
Exons: 6
Coding region: 145-675 (176 amino acids)
Biological process (GO): mitochondrial electron transport, cytochrome c to oxygen
Cellular component (GO): mitochondrial envelope
Source: RefSeq, a predicted model, not a curated record